Messenger RNA from Brassica oleracea var. oleracea, 1871 nucleotides. RefSeq names its product 4-coumarate--CoA ligase-like 4. Gene Ontology annotation, molecular function: CoA-ligase activity. Gene Ontology annotation, cellular component: peroxisome. The record is from RefSeq and is a predicted model, not a curated record. NCBI's taxonomy places the organism in Eukaryota, Viridiplantae, Streptophyta, Magnoliopsida, Brassicales, Brassicaceae.
GGAGAUUCGUCUAAAAUUCAUGUUUUUUUUUGCCGAAUUCUCGUUUAAAAAUUGGCCGCUAAAUCAAUAUAGCACACCGUUAGAUCCUUUUUACAUUCAUACGCUUAAAGAAAAUGGCGGAUCCUUCUCCUCCCACAUCUCUCAUUGACUCGAGAAGUGGCUUCUGCAAAGCAAACUCGACUUUCUACACCAAACGCAAACCCAUUGGCCUCCCGGCGAAUCCUUCCCUCGACGUCACAACUUUCAUCUCCUCUCAGCCGCACCGCGGCACCACCGCCUUCAUCGACGCCGCUACUGGCCACAGCUUAAGCUUCUCCGAUCUCUGGAGAGCCGUCGAUCGUGUCGCCGAGUGUCUCCACCAUGACGUCGGAAUACGGAGAGGCGACGUCGUCCUCAUUCUCUCUCCGAACUCCAUAUACAUCCCGAUCGUCUGCCUCUCCGUCAUGUCUCUCGGCGCCGUCGUCACCACCGCGAACACUCUCAACACCGCCGGUGAGAUUUCGAGACAGAUCGCGGACAGCAACCCGACGCUCGCCUUUACGACGGUCCAGCUGGCGUCCAAACUCCCGGUCGGUAUCUCCAUCGUUCUCACCGAGGAGGAGCGCGUGGAGCCGACUCGCGGAGUCGUCGGUGCUGUGUCCGAGAUGAUGAAGAAGGAGCCGAGAGGGAAGCGAGUGAGAGACCGAGUCCACCAGGACGACACGGCGGUGAUGCUUUACUCCUCAGGCACCACAGGACCGAGCAAAGGUGUGCUCUCGUCUCACGGGAACUAGACUGCUUACGUGGCGAGAAUGCUCACGGAGACGUCAGUGCACGGGACUUUCAUCUGCACCGUCCCGAUGUUCCACACAUACGGACUACUAACAUUCGCUAUGGCCAGCGUAGCUAUCGGUUCGACGGUGGUGAUCCUCAAGAGAUUCGAGCUCAACGACAUGAUGGCAGCGGUGGAGAAGUAUAAAGCCACGACUCUGCUUUUGGUGCCGCCGGUUUUGGUGACUAUGGUCAACGAAGCAGAUUCUAUCAAGGCCAAGUACGAUCUGAGCUCACUUAAGACAGUGAGGUGUGGUGGAGCGCCGUUGAGCAAGGAGGUAACAGAGGGGUUUUUAGAGAAGUACCCAACGGUCAAUAUAUUUCAAGCGUAUGCGUUGACGGAGUCAAACGGUGGUGGAGCUUUCAUUGACACGGUGGAGGACAGCCGGAGAUUCGGCACGUCGGGGCCGUUAACGAGUGAUGUGGAGGCGAGGAUCGUGGAUCCGCAUACGGGUCGGUUUUUGGGAAUUAACCAAACAGGCGAGCUCUGGCUUAAGGGCCCGACUAUUGCAAAAGGUUAUUUUAAAAACCAAGAAGCUACAAAUGAAACCAUCAACGCCGAAGGAUGGCUUAAAACAGGAGAUCUUUGCUAUAUCUAUGAGGAUGGAUUUGUUUUCGCUGUGGACCGAUUGAAAGAACUGAUCAAAUACAAAGGCUAUCAGGUGCCUCCAGCUGAACUCGAAUCUCUUCUAAUCACUCAUCCAGACAUUCUCGAUGCCGCCGUUAUUCCGUUUCCGGAUAAAGAAGCAGGACAAUAUCCAAUGGCUUACGUGACAAGAAAGGUUGAGAGCAACCUCUCUGAGAAACAAGUUAUUGAGUUCAUCUCUAAACAGGUGGCACCGUAUAAAAAAAUAAGAAAGGUCGCAUUUAUAAACUCCAUACCAAAGACUGCAUCCGGCAAAACACUUCGCAAGGAUCUAAUCAAACUGGCCACUUCUAAACUUUGAAAUGACCUAUUUGCUAGAUUCUCAGCUUUACUGACUGUAUUUGUUUAUUUUAAUAAGUGAGAAGUUUUAAUAAUGUGGAAUAAUUUAAAAGGAGAUUUAUAAAAAUGUUGAGGC